AUGAAGUUCGCAGUCUUUACUUUGAUAGUACUUUCUGUCGGGUUUUUAAAGAACUGUAAUUCUGAUAAGAGACAGGAAUUCGCUGGUGACUAUAAAGAGCUUUUAAAAAAAAUUUUUAACAUAACGAAAACGGAUAUGGACAGAUCAUGUGACAAAUCUACUGAAGAAAAUACUAGGACGGCCAAUAUAGGUCGAGCUCUGAUGGAUAUUUCAAAUGUUAACCAAUCGAAAAAUCCUCCGAAGCCUGAUGACUACACGUAUGAAAGAAAAGUUAUCCAAGCAGCGCUACCAUGUGCAAAGGGUGAUGAAGUGGACAAAAAGAAUGAUGUGGUUGAAGAUUACGGUUAUCCGUUUAAAAUAUACAAUGUUGAAACAGAAGAUGGGUACAUUCUGCAAAUACAUAAUAUACCUUUUGGACGAAACGUAUUAAAAGGGAGUCCUAAAAAUAAUAAACCAGUGGUUCUCGUCAUGCAUGGAAAUUUAGGUUCUUCAGCAGACUGGGUUGUAACUGGUCCCAGUAACGGUUUAGCUUUUCUUUUGGCUGAUAGCGGCUACGACGUAUGGCUCGGAAAUAAUCGAGGGAAUACAUACUCUAAAAAUCACACGAUGUUUCUGGAAACAAGUUACGGAUUUUGGGAUUUUAGUUGGCAUGAAAUGGGAAUCUAUGAUUUGCCAGCAAUGAUAGAUUUCAUUUUGCAAAUUACUGGCCAGAAGCAACUUUUCUACAUAGGUUAUUCACAAGGAGGGACUCAGUUCUUCGUUAUGAAUUCCAUGAAACCCGAAUAUAAUGACAAAAUUCGUUUAGGAGUGACAUUUGCUCCAGCAGUAUUCCUUGGAAAUACAAAAGGAGCAAUAAAUUUGCUAUCAAAGCUAUCCUACCCUAUCGGAAAAUUUUUUGAGUCGGUCGGGCACGUUGAAGUCUUGCCUGCAUCACCCUUAUUAAGAGUCUUCACGAAGAAAUUCUGCGAAGACAUAUCCUUCACGAAGCCGCUUUGUUUUAUGGUCAUAUCUUCGGUUAGUGGACAAGAUGGGGCUGGGCAAAACACGACUAUUUUGGCUGGGUUGCUUCCUUACUUUCCUGCUGGAUGCUCUACGAAGCAGUUACUUCAUUUUGGAUUUGGCUUUGAAAAUCCCAAUACGUUUCGCCAAUACGACUAUGGAGUAGCCAAAAAUUUGUUGAAAUAUAAAUCAGUAACUCCUCCAGAAUAUCCCCUGGAAAAGGUUACAGUGCCUGUAGCUAUUUAUCAUGGAACUAACGACUUCUUAGUUGACCCAAAGGACAUCGCCUUGCUUGAAAAUAAACUGAAAAAUAUUGUUCGAGUUUCAAUCUGCAAUGCAAGUUUAAAUCAUUUCGAUUUUAAUUAUGGUAGCAACAUACGUAUGGAAGCAUACAAUGAUGCUCUGAAAUUGAUGGAAGGGUACUAACCUUGUGAAUAAAAAAAAAUAAAAUAAAAAGGAAGGAAAUUUAUUUAUUGGACAAAACAAAUGAUCGGGCGUCAAGAUAAAAUACUGACUAUUUUAGAAAAGGAAACAAAUUGUUGCAAAUCUAUUU
Molecule: messenger RNA, 1552 nt
Organism: Belonocnema kinseyi
Lineage: Eukaryota; Metazoa; Arthropoda; Insecta; Hymenoptera; Cynipidae
Product: lipase 3-like
Exons: 9
Coding region: 1-1425 (474 amino acids)
Biological process (GO): lipid metabolic process
Source: RefSeq, a predicted model, not a curated record